Molecule: messenger RNA, 3601 nt
Organism: Xiphias gladius (swordfish)
Lineage: Eukaryota; Metazoa; Chordata; Actinopteri; Istiophoriformes; Xiphiidae
Product: glutamate dehydrogenase, mitochondrial-like
Exons: 13
Coding region: 441-2084 (547 amino acids)
Biological process (GO): L-glutamate catabolic process
Cellular component (GO): mitochondrion
Molecular function (GO): L-glutamate dehydrogenase (NAD+) activity
Source: RefSeq, a predicted model, not a curated record
UAAACAACCACAAAAUACGGGAAAAUGCGUCGAAAGCGUCUGAAAUGUGACAGCUAGCCUUCGCUUUGUGCGCCCGUCGCUGCUUUUAGCGCGUCUCGCUGCGUUCACGACGCCGACGGUGGCGUUGGGACGCGUCCGUAGCCGGCUUCGCAGCGCUAACGUUUAGCCGACCGGCGGCACCUUUCCGGCGCGAUUCUCCUCAUUAGAAGCGGGCUCGUGUCAUUUUGCGUUCGGUUCAAAUAAACGCAGCUGCACGUGCACUCGCGGUCACGCACGCUGCGGUGUAGUUCAACAGGAAGGGGCGGCGGGAAGGAGGAGCCGCUGCUGCGGUACAACUUUUAGUUUCCCCCCCUCCAUUUCCUCGUCUUCCCCCUCGCUGCCCUGCUCUGGUCCGACUCGCGCAUCUCUCCGGGACGUUAAACUUCCAUAAAGCCCCAAACAUGUACCGGUAUUUCGGAGAGCUACUCACCCGGGGAGCGGGCACCGUCCUGGCCUCGGGCUGCUCCGCCGCUGCCGCCGCUGACUCGGCUCUCCCGGCGUCCGCGUCUCUCCUGCGGUACCGCGGCUACAGCCAGGCCGUGGACCGGGACGACGACCCCAACUUCUUCACCAUGGUGGAGGGCUUCUUCGACCGGGGAGCUGCUAUCGUUGAGAACAAGCUGGUGGAGGACCUGAAGACCCGCGAGAGCCCCGAGCAGAAGAUGAAGCGAGUCCGCGGGAUCCUGCGGAUCAUCAAGCCGUGUAACCACGUCCUGAGCGUCAGCUUCCCCAUCAAGAGAGACAACGGCGAGUGGGAGGUGAUAGAGGGUUACCGGGCUCAGCACAGCCAGCACAGGACGCCCUGCAAGGGAGGUAUCCGUUACAGUACAGAUGUGUCUGUAGAUGAGGUGAAAGCUCUGGCCUCGCUGAUGACAUACAAAUGUGCCGUCGUCGAUGUGCCAUUUGGUGGAGCCAAAGCCGGAGUGAAGAUCAACCCAAAGAACUACUCUGACACUGAGCUGGAGAAAAUCACCAGGAGGUUUACUAUCGAGCUCGCCAAGAAGGGCUUCAUCGGGCCUGGUAUCGAUGUUCCCGCUCCGGACAUGAGCACCGGGGAGAGGGAGAUGUCCUGGAUCGCAGACACCUUCGCCACUACCAUGGGACACUAUGACAUCAACGCUCACGCCUGCGUCACCGGGAAGCCCAUCAGUCAGGGGGGAAUCCACGGUCGGAUCUCCGCCACCGGUCGAGGAGUUUUCCACGGCAUCGAGAACUUCAUCAACGAGGCGGCCUACAUGAGCCAGCUGGGGAUGUGUCCCGGUUUCCAGGACAAGACCUUCGUCAUCCAGGGUUUUGGUAACGUGGGUCUCCACUCCAUGCGUUACCUUCAUCGUUUCGGAGCAAAGUGUGUCGGAGUCGGAGAAAUGGACGGAAGCAUCUGGAACCCCAACGGCAUCGACCCCAAAGAGCUGGAGGACUACAAACUGGCCAACGGGACCAUUGUGGGUUUCCCAAACUCGACGCCGUACGAAGGGAGCAUCCUGGAGGCCGACUGCGACAUCCUGAUCCCAGCCGCCAGCGAGAAACAGCUGACCAAAAGCAACGCACACAAGAUCAGAGCCAAGAUCAUCGCAGAAGGGGCCAACGGACCGACCACGCCCGAGGCCGACCGCAUCUUCCUGGAGAGAAACAUCAUGGUGAUCCCGGACAUGUAUCUGAACGCCGGUGGUGUGACGGUUUCGUACUUUGAGUGGUUGAAGAAUCUGAAUCACGUCAGUUACGGUCGACUCACCUUCAAGUACGAGAGAGACUCCAACUACCACUUGCUCAUGUCGGUCCAGGAGAGUUUAGAGAGAAAGUUUGGGAAACACGGCGGCUCCAUUCCCAUCGUCCCCACCUCUGAGUUCCAGGCCAGGAUCUCUGGAGCAUCUGAGAAGGACAUCGUUCACUCAGGUCUGGCCUUCACUAUGGAGCGCUCUGCCAGGCAAAUCAUGCGAACGGCCAACAAGUACAACCUGGGCUUGGAUCUGCGGACGGCGGCGUACGUCAACGCCAUCGAGAAGGUCUUCAAGGUUUACAGCGAGGCUGGCCUCAUCUUCACGUAGACUCACCUCCAUCCACCUCCAUGUCUGUCUGUUACCUGUCUGCCUGUUACCCGUCUGUCUUCCAUCACCUCUGCAGGAUCUCUUCAACACUUCACUUUUCAAACCGACUCCAGCAUUUACGCAGCAGCAGCAGCGUGAAUGAAAAGGCUGAAAGUCUGUCUCUGUGUUUCGGUUUCUUUGUUUCGUUGCGGUCGUUCCUGCUCCUCAACACACCUGUUUACGAUCCUCCUCUCUCCACAAAUUAGAGAUAAACCACAGAAACUUGGAGUUGGCAGCUUUGAAACGGGCUCAAUCACUGCUAUGCUGCUUUCUGAUGAAUCCUACAGCUUCUUUAUGCACAUAUCAACCCAAAUAUAUAGAGAAACUAUUUAAAUAAAUAAGCCUUAAUACCACAGAAAAAAACGUGUCACCAUUUGCCUGCGAUACACUAUGUGGCCAAAGGUAUGUGCUAAACAAAAUGAUGUUUUUCCUCUUUUUCCAUCAAUCUUUGCUUUUCUCUUGUGGUUUACUGGAUGAUUUUAGCUGUUUCAGGCCUUUCAACAUGAAUUCAAGCAAAACAAGUGACAUGAAUCUUUAAACUGGCUGGACUGAACAGCUGACCGAAAAUUAAUCUAUAAUUCUGAGAAUCAACUUAGUGUUUGAGCCAAAAUGGCAAAAACUGUCUGGUUCCAGCUUCUGAAACGUGAAUAUUUUCUGUCUUUCUUCGUCUUUUGUGACAUUAAACUGAAUGUCUUUGGGGUUUUGGGCCGUUGAUUGGACAAAUCAAAGACGUGUGAAGACGUUGCCUUCAACUGUGAGAAAUUAUAAUCGGAAUCUUUCACUAGAGCUGCAACUAAUGAUUAUUUUCAGAUAAUUACCGAUUAUUGUCUUGAUGAAUCAUUUAGUAAAUAGUAAAAAAAAAAAAAAAGUCUGUCACUGUUGCCCCAGAGUCAGAGACGACGUCUUCAGGUAUCUUCUCCAGCUGAGAGGUUAAAACCCAGACAAAUUCAGUUUAUAUCCCCAGAGUUCAGUUUACAUCGUAGAAAACCAGAAAAUAUUCACCUCUGACACAUCUUGUCUAUUUCAGCCUAAAACAAAACAAUGUCCGCGUGUGACCCCCCAUCACAGUUUGCAUACAGCCACCAGUUUUUACCAGUUCAACCGAAGACAAAAUCGGAUUUUUUCUUGUUUUGUUUGAAUGAUUUUUUAUUUAUUGAUUUCCGAUAAAACAAAAGCUGCAGAUCUUCACAGGAGGGAGGCUCAAAGCCGAGAUGGAGAAUAGUUGGAGUUUUCAUUUGAAAAAUCACUCUGGAGGAAAGACUGACACCCGAGGGGAGGAGGCUGUCAGAGCAGCGUGCUAUCGGGCGACCACAUACUUUUGGCCACGUAGUGUAGACUGUAUCUCUAUGUUUGUCUCCAGGUGAAGAGCUUGUAUAGUUUUGUUUUCUUUUUAUAUGAUGCAGUGCACAUGUGCCUCAGGACUUUAGCUUUAAUAUUUACUGCCUUUGGAGUCACAUCAUUAAAGGACCAUUCCUGUG